Messenger RNA from Fraxinus pennsylvanica, 1446 nucleotides. NCBI's taxonomy places the organism in Eukaryota, Viridiplantae, Streptophyta, Magnoliopsida, Lamiales, Oleaceae. The record is from the annotation of a GenBank genome assembly.
AUGGGUAGCCACGAGGCAUUGAGCGUUGAUCCAUUUAAACGAUUGGUCAAACUUGCGGGAAGGGCAUUUUAUGACGAUAUAACUACAAAAGGUGAUAAACAGCCCAAGACUGGAAGAAGUGACAAUAGAGGAAUUGCAGUCGUUGUUCUUGAUGCUCUCACUAGACGUCAGUGGGUAAGAGAAGAAGAUUUGGCUAAGGACUUGAAGCUACACUCAAAGCAACUUCGUCGCACUUUGAGAUUCUUUGAAGAAGAAAAACUGGUCACUAGGGAUCACAGGAAGGAGACUGCAAAAGGUGCUAAAAUAUACAGUGCUGCUGUAGCUGCCACGGGAGAUGGUCAACCAGGUGGAAGAGAAGGAGAUGAAAAACUUAAGUUGCAUACUCAUUCAUAUUGUUGCCUAGAUUAUGCACAGAUAUAUGAUGUGGUAAGGUACAGAUUACACCGCAUGAAGAAAAAGCUAAAGGAUGAACUAGAAAGCAAGAACACCGUUCAGGAGUACAUAUGCCCCAAUUGCAGUAAAAGAUACACUGCGCUGGAUGCGCUCCGGUUGAUUUCCCCGCACGAUGAAUACUUCCACUGUGAGAGUUGCGAUGGGGUACUUGUGGCUGAAGCUGACAAACUAGCUGCCCAAGAACUGGGAGAUGGAGAUGACAAUGCUAGGAGACGGCGCCAUGAAAAGUUGAAGGAUAUGCUACAAACAAUGGAGGAACAACUGAAACCAUUGAUGGAUCAACUUGGAAGAGUGAAGGACUUGACUGUACCUGAAUUUGGAAGCCUUCAAGCUUGGGAACUUCAGAAUGCUGCUGGUCGAGCAGCAAAUGGAGACCAUGAGAAUGAUCCUUCUCAAUCUUCACAGGGGUUUGGAUUUGGUGGAACACCUAUGCCCUAUAUUGGAGAGACAAAGGUUGAAGUUGCUUUCUCCGGUAUUGAUGGAAAAGGAGAUAACAUUAAAUCGGAGAAUGGAAAUACACCUAUGAAAGUUUUGCCUCCUUGGAUGAUAAGGAAAGGAAUGAAACUUACAGAUGAGCAGCGUGGAGAGACCCAGCAAGAGGCAAAGAUGGCUGGUGGUUCAACAGCUGUAGAAUCAUCCGAUGAUAAAAAGCCUACAGAUGAAAAGGAUGAUGUGAAGAAUAUACAGGAUGAAUAUGUUAAAGCUUAUUAUGCUGCUUUACUUAUGCGGCAACAUGAACAAGAAGCACAUGAUGACAACCAACAACAAAUGUCGAAUGCAACCACCUCUAAUGGGGUUGCCAUCCUCAAUGAGCGCGAAGUGGGAAUGAAGUCGAAGCGCGGGGACGAGUAUGACGGAGAUGAUGUUGAAUGGGAUGAGGAACCUCCUGCAGGUAACAUGGCCAAAAAUUUCAAAGUUCACGACUUAAAUGUAGAAGCAGAAGCUUCAGACGGGGAUGAGGACGAGGAUGACAUUGACUGGGAGGAGGGUUGA